Hyalella azteca is the source of this 1611-nucleotide messenger RNA. RefSeq lists its product as uncharacterized. The record is from RefSeq and is a predicted model, not a curated record. NCBI's taxonomy places the organism in Eukaryota, Metazoa, Arthropoda, Malacostraca, Amphipoda, Hyalellidae. The transcript is spliced from 4 exons. Gene Ontology annotation, molecular function: protein binding. The coding region runs from base 89 to 1030 and encodes 313 amino acids.
UUCGUGGCAUACGCAAGCUUGAUACGUUGUUGUGCAGUGCUGUUAUUGUGAAGAUUUAAACUGUAAUUUACACCAUUUAAUCGCAAAGAUGUUCGGAUCAUCGUGUCCUCAUUGCAAGUUGCCGUAUGAUGAGAAAAAACGGAAACCACUACUGCUGCCUUGUGGUCAUGCAUCUUGUCGCAACUGUCUAUCCGAAAUGGAAGACCGAGACGAAAUAAGAUGCGGAGAAAAGAAGUGCAGAAAAUCUUGCACUGAUAACGUCUCGGAUCUGCCCAUGGUAUACGCCCUAAUUCCGGCGAGCUCGGGUGCAUCUGGACAAGGUUCUUCCGGCAGGACUGGGCGGGAUGUAAUUCCCUUGGAGUGCUCUUCAUCAAUGGCACCGAUACCCACAGGGAGAGAAGUCGUUCCUAUGGACAUGGACGACACAGAAUCCCUUGCUGGAUCCUCCGUUUCGGCGGGUAAUUCAGCCUCGUCUGCACACCCCACUUGCGGAGUGUGCAUGGAUGACUAUUGCGACGCCAACCCUCCUCGGCUGCUGACAUGUGGCCAUACUUUCUGCACACUGUGCCUCCAAGAUCUAGAGAAGAAAGAUAAUUACGCUUGCCCACAGUGCCGCAAAACUCGCAAUAAAGGAAGUGUGCCUAAACUUCCUGUAGUCCAAACGCUGAUCCACACAAAAAAUGCUAAAAAUAAAGUGUCCUCCAGGAUCUCAACAGCUCAGGUCAUGAAUAGAGCCCAGGAGCUGCAGCAGGAACACACGCGACGCAUGGCUGCGUCAAUUGAUUCGGACCCAAAAAAUAUGGAAUUGUUUGUCCAGGACAUCCGUGGGCAGACGCAUACUUUCCGUGUUAACCCAAACGCCGAGACCGUCUUGCAAUUGCGGCAGCGACUUCCUGGUCGUCCGGACGACUGUCGCUACCUGACGUUCGAGGGCCGUACUCUGGAAAACCAACGCUAUCUCGCGGAAUACAACGUUCGUCCGCAAUGCACGAUCCAUGAACGGGGGCGUUUGUCGGGUGGCGAGUUCUAAAUUGAGCAUUUUGUUGUUGCAGCAUAGUUCUAGACGGAAAGGUAGUAUUGUUCCAGAUGGAGAUCCGACCCCUUGAUGAAGUGCUUUUAGACUGGAAAAUGUUCGAGUCAUUAUUGGGUAAGCGAUGGCUUGAGAAGGAGCUAGGAGAAAAGUUACAUGUUAAGUAAAGUUCUAUGUCGAGGAUGUUUUGCUCGGAGAAGAAGUCUGUGGGAUAGCUGAAAGUGAAUGGCAUCCUAUUAGCAAAAGUCAAAAGAUACAGGCCGGAUAUAAAGAAUAUGGAACAGAUAAUAUUAUAUACACUGUUAGCGUUUACUCGAGGAUUUUCUUGUAUUACUUUUUUCAUUUAUUAGGAGGAAAUGAGACAUUCUUUUACGCAUUUCCAUAUGACCUGUAGCAUAAAUUAUGAUUUUAUUUCAAGGGGUUUGUGCCAAGUUUGUACAAGGCAUUUUUGAAGUCAAGUUCAAUGAUUAUUUAAAAUUCAAAACUAUUCUAGCUAUUCUGGACGUGUUGAUCCCACUGAAUUGUUCAACUUGAAACGCAUUGCUAUAAUAAUCGCUUGAAGUAAAAAUCUUUCAUCUCAA